AUGAACAACCUACUAGCCCUCGCGGGCACAUCGCUGCUGAAUGACGGAAGUACCUCCGUUCAGGACUUCGAACGGCACGUCCCCGGCUUCUCGGUGCUACGAGAUUUUUUCAAGAAAUGGCUGCGGCUCGACGUCACUACACUCCUCACCAUUGCCGCACUGAUGGGCGCAGCAUCCAGCGGCGCCCAGAGCAUACAGGAUACGGGAUCCAAGAUCUAUUGGUGGAUUGUGCGCUUCCUCACGGCGUCCAUCUCCAUCGGCGGCAGCGACCGGCUCAACCGCGAGGUGCUCAACUGGCUGGGCGCCCACGUCUUGGCUAAGAAGGGCACGCGCAUUCUGACUGCCAGCUCCGAGACCAUUCGAAACGACGCCUGGUCCUACCGCCGCGUGUCGCAAGAGCGCAACGACUAUCACCAUGAGAAGCGGAUGCCGGUGCAGUACCUGCCGACCUUCGGGACCACCUGGUUUAUCCACAAGCGCAACAUCUUCAUGGUGCGCCGCAUCCUGACGAGCAGUUCUCAUUACCACAGCUCCUGGGCCAGGACUCCGGAUGAGUAUGCCGGGGCGCCCGAGGGCGACGAGCCGCUGGUAGUCAUGUGUCUGGGGAGGUCCGUCGAGCCCAUCAAGCGCUUUCUCAACACCUGCCGCGAAUUUGCGGACAAGCAGCGCGAAGCAUACAUCACUGUUCGCAUCAGCAAGCGCAGGUACGACGAAAGCUGGGACAUGACGAUUCUGCGGCCCCUGCGGCCGUUGGAGACGGUGCAUUUCGACCAGAAAGUCAAGGAGGCGCUCGUGGCUGACAUUGAGAACUACCUCGACGUCAACACCCGCAAGUUCUACAACAGGCGAGGCAUCCCAUACCGCAGGGGGUUUCUCCUGUACGGACCUCCCGGCACCGGCAAGACGUCGCUCUCGCUCGCUCUCGCGGGCAGAUUUGGACUGGAACUGUACCUGCUGCAUAUGCCGAGCGUUUCCGACGACGCAGUGCUCGAGAAGCUUUUCACCGCUCUGCCCCCGCGGUGUCUAGUGCUCCUCGAAGACAUCGACGCAGUCGGAAUCAAGCGACGCACCCGUAAGAAGGACGACAGCGGCAGCGACGAUGACAGCGACGACGGCUCAGACAAAGAAGACGAUGCGAGCGACUACGCCCGAGGACGCUCUGACUGCACACUCUCGGGGCUGCUGAACGUCCUUGACGGCGUGGCGUCUCAAGAAGGUCGUAUCGUGCUUAUGACUUCCAACUUUGCCGAGAAGCUGGACAAGGCCCUGGUGCGUCCGGGGCGGGUCGACAGGAUGAUCUACCUCGGCCACAUUUCGCAGCGCAGCAGCGAGCUAAUGUUCCUGCGCAUGUACGGCCCGGAUGCGGAUGGCGCGGCCCCGGCGGACCGAGCGGUGCAGCUUCCCCAGGACGAGUUGCAGAGGCUGGCGCUCGCCUUCGGAAAGAGGAUCCCUAACGAACUGUUUACACCCGCGCAGGUGCAGGGCUAUCUCCUCAACCACCGAGACUCGCCCCUGGAUGCGGCGGCCAAUGUCGAGCAGUGGGUGCGGGAGGAGGUGCAGUCGAUCGAGGCAGCCAAAGAGAAGGAGAAGAAGGCAGCUGAAGCCAGGAAGAAGAAGAGGAAGGUGCGGAAGCUUAGGAAGGCAGCAAAGUUGGCCGAGGCGAUGCGGAAUUAUGACUCUGACGAAGACCUCGAGGAACUGCAGCAGAAGAUGGAAGAGGCCAAGAAGAAGAGGAGGAGAAAGGGACAACAGAAUGACGCAGAGGCCGAGACCGAGGCCGAGACAAAGGAGAGCCUCGACGUAGGGGAGGAUGUGGUUGCCGCAGCCGGCGACAAUAUUCGGGCUGAUUCCAUUGAUCGAGGAGACGAUGGUGGCAGUGUGACGGAGCCCGCCACGGAGAAACAGCAUCCUCUCACGAACGGGGUUUCGGAGAGCUCUGAGGAAUCAUAA
Parathielavia appendiculata is the source of this 1950-nucleotide messenger RNA. RefSeq names its product P-loop containing nucleoside triphosphate hydrolase protein. NCBI's taxonomy places the organism in Eukaryota, Fungi, Ascomycota, Sordariomycetes, Sordariales, Chaetomiaceae. The record is from RefSeq and is a predicted model, not a curated record. The transcript has 2 exons. Gene Ontology annotation, cellular component: mitochondrial inner membrane. Gene Ontology annotation, biological process: protein insertion into mitochondrial inner membrane from matrix; mitochondrial respiratory chain complex III assembly. The coding region runs from base 1 to 1950 and encodes 649 amino acids. Gene Ontology annotation, molecular function: ATP hydrolysis activity; ATP binding.